Aspergillus welwitschiae is the source of this 1881-nucleotide messenger RNA. RefSeq names its product phosphoribosylaminoimidazolesuccinocarboxamide synthase. NCBI's taxonomy places the organism in Eukaryota, Fungi, Ascomycota, Eurotiomycetes, Eurotiales, Aspergillaceae. Gene Ontology annotation, cellular component: cytoplasm. Gene Ontology annotation, biological process: 'de novo' IMP biosynthetic process. The record is from RefSeq and is a predicted model, not a curated record. Gene Ontology annotation, molecular function: phosphoribosylaminoimidazolesuccinocarboxamide synthase activity. The transcript has 5 exons. Bases 1 to 1881 code for a protein of 626 amino acids.
AUGGCCCCCGCACUAAAGGCGGGGCACUUCCAGACUCACGAGUCCCCCGCAUCCGGCACCAUCAUCAUCCGCGACUCCCUCUAUGGUGACCACUCCAUUACCGAGCCCAUCCUGGUCGACCUGCUCCAGUCGCCCGAUCUUCGUCGACUGAUUGGCAUCUGCCAGCAUGGUGUAACCGGACACCUCGGGCUCCUACCCAGGCAAGUUAAGAUCACGCGCUUCGAGCAUUCCGUCGGGGCAUUCCUGCUCGUCCGCAUCGCCGGGGGAAGCGUCGAAGAACAGGUAACCGCUCUUCUGCACGACAUUAGCCACACCGUACUCAGCCAUGUGGUUGACUGGGCGCUUUCAAAACCAGGCGAGGAGAGUUACCACGAAAUUCCCAAGAUCCUGACCAAACAUGGCGUUCCGCAGACUGUCUUGGAUGAAGAGCAGUACCCGCUUGUUGAAAUGGCGGCACCCCAUCUCUGCGCAGACAGACUCGAUUACGCCCUGCGGGAUAUAGUUGCGUUUGGGAUACUCCAGCUGAGUGAUGCGCACAGGGUCGUCGCAAGUCUGAAAGCUUUCCCUGAUGCAUUGUCCCCGAAUCGAAUGCUUGUGCUUGGGGAUCCGCAGGCGGCACUAGACCUUGCCCGGGCGUAUCUGGUUGCGGAUCGGGAGGUGUGGUCUAACCCGACACAUGUUGAGAUGUACAGAGGGACUGGGCAGUUGAUAGGGAAUCUUGUUCACGAAGAACGGAUCCACGAGAAGGUGUUGUGGAGCACGUCGGAUGAUCAGUUCUGGCAGUUGUUGAAGGAUAUUGCGGACCCGGAGGGGUCGGAGAUGCUGGAGAGGUUUGAGACUAAAGGACUGGUGGAGGAGGAUGGCUUGCGCCUACAUAAACAUGCCAAGGUUCGUACCAUUGAUCCUGAUGUGUGUGUGUCUGGCACAGAAGCAGUUGCGCUGUCGGUGGUGAAUCCGGACUGGGCUGCUGAGCGGGAGGAUUAUAUCCGGAAAAGAGAGGCUACGCGAGAGGGCGCCCUCCCCCUCAUUGCGCGUGGCAAAGUGCGCGACCUGUACGAGAUCGACGACAAAACCCUCCUCUUCAUCGCGACCGACCGCAUCUCCGCCUACGAUGUGAUCAUGGAAAAUGGCAUCCCCAACAAAGGCAUCCUCCUCACCCUCUGCACCCGCAAAUGGUUCGAAGUGCUCACCACCGCUCUCCCCACCCUCCGCACGCACUUCCUGACCCUCGACCUGCCCCCACAAAUCCCCGAGUCUUUGCGCCCGGUCCUCCAGAACCGCAGCAUGCAGGUCCGCAAGCUCCGCAUCCUGCCCAUUGAGGCGAUCGUGCGCGGUUACAUCACCGGCUCCGCGUGGAAGGAGUACCAGACUCACGGCACAGUGCAUGGCCUUCCUGUCAAGGCGGGGUUGAGGGAGAGUGAGGCGUUCCCCGAUGGACCGAUUUACACCCCUAGUACCAAGGCGGAGUUGGGCGAGCAUGAUGAGAACAUUCAUCCGGAUAAGGCCGUUGAAAUCAUCGGAGAGAAAUACGCCGCUACUGUCGCCUCUCUGUCCGUUCAGCUGUACAAGAUCGCCCACGAGUAUGCGCUCUCCCGCGGUGUCAUCAUCGCCGAUACCAAGUUCGAGUUCGGUGUUGAUGAGGAGACGGGCGAGGUGGUGCUUGCUGAUGAGGUGCUGACGCCGGAUUCGUCGCGGUUCUGGCCCAAGGAUACCUAUGAGAUUGGACGUGGUCAGGCCAGUUUCGACAAGCAGUUCCUCCGCGAUUGGUUGGUGAAGGAGGGAUUGAAGGGCAAGGAGGGCGUGAGGAUGACUGACGAGAUUGCGGAGAAGACUAGUGAGAAGUAUAAGGAGGCGUGGGAGAAGAUCACCGGGGGUAACUAA